AUGGAAGCAGAAAUUCCAAGCUACAUUCCGGACAUACUUGAGCAUCCCGUCGUGCACUUUACACAGCGCUACGAUUGGGAUUGUGGAUUGGCAUGCAUUUUAAUGGUGUUGGAUCGCCGGCAACGGCAGACGUUCCUAACCCAGUUCCAGCAAAUUUGCGACGAGGGCCAAUUUGGCAAAAGCACGUGGACGAUUGAUUUGUGCUACAUUCUGAAGGACUUCAGCGUACCGCUAAAGUACCUCACGAAAACGCUUGGCGCGAACCCGAAGCACCGCAUCAAUGAUUACUACAAAUCAUACACACUGGAUAUGCUGCGGGUGAACAACAAGUUCCGCUACGCCGAGCAGAAUGGAGUGGAUGUUACCCAAUCCACCGUCCACUAUCGGUUCUUGAUCGACCACCUGGGGACGUAUGGCAACAUUAUCAUGCUCGUAAGUGCCUCUCUACUGUACUGCGAUCUGUGUAAAUUCAACAAACUACAUUGCGAAAUACGUUCCUGCCUCAGCAUUACACCCACUUACAUGGGCCACUACAUAGUUCUGUGCGGGUACAACAAACGGCUGCAGAAAUUCAUGUACCGCAAUCCAGCCUGCAGGGACAAAGUGUGCUACAUUCCGUACCAGGCUCUAGACAAGGCUCGCAAAGCGAACGGUACAGACGAGGAUAUCAUCCUGCUGUACGACAAACCAACAUGACAUCCUAACCGAGCGACCUUUUCGCAGAUGACUAUAGGGAGCACACGUACUGUUUUCUAGUCUACCCAGCGAUUGAGACCCAUUUCUUUUUGUAUUAUUAUCACUAUAAUUUCCACCAUCAAUAAAUUAUACAACCGUUCCAAUA
Anopheles nili is the source of this 841-nucleotide messenger RNA. Its product is annotated as protein GUCD1. The record is from RefSeq and is a predicted model, not a curated record. Lineage: Eukaryota; Metazoa; Arthropoda; Insecta; Diptera; Culicidae. The coding region runs from base 1 to 696 and encodes 231 amino acids. The transcript has 6 exons.